AUGGAUAAAGUAUGUCAAUAUUGUCAGGCAUUGAAAUUUCAGAAUGAAACACCCGGCAUGUGCUGCGCAUCAGGAAAAGUUGUGCUGUCAUCUCUUCCUACUCCGCCGGAACCUUUAUUAUCCCUUCUUGCUGGCGAUUCAGAUGAUUCAAAAUUAUUUUUGCGUAAGAUACGCAAAUUUAAUUCUUGCUUCCAAAUGACGUCAUUUGGGGCAACUAAAAUUUGCGAUCUCGCAUCCGAUGGACGUAAUUUUGAAACUACAUUCAAAAUACAAGGCCAGGUGUACCAUAAAAUCGGGUCAUUGAUGCCAAUGCCUGAUAAUGAUCCGAAAUUUCUUCAAAUUUAUUUUAUGGGCAAUUGUGAAGAGCGCGUGACAACUCGGUGCCAGUAUAAUUUCAUUGAACAAGCAGAGGAAAGAGCAAUUGUGAUAUUGCUGGAAAAUUUUUUAGAAGAUCAGAAUCAACUAAUUCAAUUGAUUAAAAGAGUUUCGCCACGAUUGCAAAAUGACAACUAUCAAAUCGUCAUAAAAGCCGACAAAGUCCCAUUAGGUGAACAUGCUGGCAGAUUCAACGCUCCAACUCUUGAUGAGGUUGCUGUUAUUAUGGUUGGUGAUCCAGUUGACAAAAGAGCUAUAAAAAUUACACGGCGAGACAACACUGUUAGUACGAUUUCGGAUCUACACCGUUCAUAUGACGCACUGCAAUAUCCAUUAAUAUUUUGGCAAGGACAGGAUGAAUAUCACCUUAACAUCAAACAGUGUGAUCCAAAUACCGGUGCUCAAAGAGAUAAAAAAGUUAGUUCAAUGAACUACUACGCACACCGAUUGAUGAUUAGACAUAAUCAGGACAACUACAUCCAUCGAUAUCGUCAGCUAUUCCAUCAAUACAUUGUUGAUAUGUAUGCUAAGGUUGAAAGCGAACGCUUGCGAUUCUUUCGAUACAACCAGACUAAAUUACGAUCGGAAGAAUACAUUCACUUACGAGAUACUGUUGUUGGCAACAUCGACGGAAAUUUAAACCCCAAUGACAUCGGUAAUGCUUUCAUUUUACCUUCAAGCUACAUCGGCAGUCCACGGAACAUGCAGGAAUACAUACAAGAUGCGAUGACUUACGUACGUCAUUACGGCCGACCAGAUUUGUUUAUAACAUUCACAUGCAAUCCGAAUUGGAAAGAGAUACAAACUUUACUAUUAUCAGGACAAAAAGUAAUUCAUCGUCAUGAUAUAACUGCACUUUUUGGUAUCACACGUUGUUGGCUGUAUUCGAUUGAGUGGCAAAAGCGAGGUUUGCCUCAUGCCCACAUUUUAAUUUGGCUUCAAGAUAAAAUCCGUCCAGAAGAAAUUGAUCAAAUAAUUUCAGCUGAAAUUCCAGACCGAUCAAUUGAUCAAGAAUUAUUUGAUAUUGUUACCAAACACAUGAUCCACGGGCCGUGCGGUGCUUUUAACAUGACAUUACCAUGCAUGGAAAAUGGAAAAUGUAAGAAAAAUUUCCCAAAGCCGCAUACGAAUGACACUAUCACGGAUAUUGACGGUUAUCCAAUGUAUCGACGCAGAAAUACUGAGAAUGGUGGCCACACAUUCACGAUGCGACUGCCGAAUUCUACAAAUCAAGUAGAAUUUGAUAAUCGGUGGGUGGUACCAUACUCACCAUUACUUUCAAAAACUUAUGAGGCUCAUAUCAAUGUCGAGCUUUGCAGUUCUGUAAAAUCAAUUAAGUACAUUUGUAAAUAUGUAAAUAAAGGCAGUGAUUUGGCCAUGUUUGGAGUACAAAAUGUAAAUGAAAAUGACGAAAUUACACGAUACCAAAUGGGUAGAUACAUCAGCAGCAACGAAGCUAUUUGGCAUAUUCUUAGCUUUUCCAUACACGAAAGAGACCCUGCUGUCCAGCAUCUAGCAAUACAUCUUGAAAACGGUCAACGUGUAUACUUCACUGAAGAAAAUGUUCUCCAAAGAGCGCUUGAGGCUCCAAAAACGACACUAACUGAGUUUUUUACAUUGUGUCAAAGAUCUGACAUUUUUGGCCAAUUCGCAAAGACAUUGAUAUAUACUGAUGUUCCACGUUAUUUCACAUGGAACAAAUCUGGUAAAAAAUGGGUGCCACGAAAACAAGGAAAACCACAUCCUUCCGUUACAGGCAUAUUCAAAGCUAAGACAUUGGGGCGACUUUACACGGUAAAUCCAAAGCAACGUGAGUGCUUCUAUUUACGUUUAUUAUUGGUGAAUGUUCCCGGACCAACGUCUUUUGAAUUUCUGCGAACAGUCAACGGCCGAGUAUUCAAUACAUACCAAGAUGCAUGUCGUGAACUGCAAUUGCUAGAAGACGAUAACCAUUGGGACUUAACGCUUGCUGAUGCUGCGUUGACAUCAACGCCCAAUAACAUUCGUCAGCUGUUUGCAAUUAUUUUGACGACAUGUUAUCCAUCACAAGCACACACUUUGUGGGAAAAAUAUAAAAAUUGUAUGACAGAAGACAUAUUGCACCGAAUUAGACAAACAGAUCAAUGCCAAAACAUAGAUUAUACGCCUGAGAUGUAUAAUGAAGCGUUAGUGUUGAUCGAGGAUUUAUGUGUUUUAAUUUCAAAUUUACCACUUAAUCAUUAUGGUAUGCCAUCACCUGCUCGCCCAGCCGCCGACUUAGUCAAUACCGAUUUACAACGAGAAAAACAAUAUGACCAUCGUAAUUUAGCAACAAUUAUCGUGAACAAAAAUCGCAUUGGCAGUCGCAUCGUCUGGCAUUGCGGCUACUUUGCUAGAUGGUGGGCGAACGGCACAUUCAACAUUCAAGCUGCCAUUGGACAUUCAUAA
This is a messenger RNA of Nylanderia fulva, 2802 nucleotides long. The record is from RefSeq and is a predicted model, not a curated record. Lineage: Eukaryota; Metazoa; Arthropoda; Insecta; Hymenoptera; Formicidae.